AGAAAAUGACCUUUAGCCCCACGGCCACCUUUCACCCCUUGCUGCUCUAGACAGACGCGACGAUUUCCGGCCGGAAGAUUGUGCGGAGCGGAGGUAAUAAUCAUCAUUGGAAGCAGGUUAGCCAUGGCAGAGGCAGGUCAUGGGUCUCCUACUGCUGUUCCUCAGAACUGCUAUGAUGGGUCUCCUACUGAAGUUUUAUGUGACAAGGAUGCAAGCACAAUGAAAGACCUGCCCAAAGCGAGCAAAACCAGUUUGGUCAGUCAACAGGAAGCAAAUACUACUGAGAAACCCUACAUGUGUGGGGAGUGUGGGUACAGCACAGCAAAGAAGUCUGACUUAUCCCGGCACAUGAGGACUCAUACAGGGCAAAAACCAUUCAAGUAUGACCUGUGUGACUAUUCUGCUGCACUAAAAAAAAGUUUGGACCAACAUCUAGCAAAACACACCGGUGAAAAACCCUACAUGUGUGGAGAGUGUGGCUACAGGACAGCUCAGAAGUCUCAUUUGUCACAACAUAUGAGGAUUCAUACCGGUGAAAAGCCCUACAAGUGUGACCAGUGUGACUAUUCUGCUGCACAGAAAAUCACUUUGAACGAUCAUCUUAGACAACAUACAGGUGACAAACCCUACAUGUGUGGGGAGUGUGGGUACAGAGCAACUCGGAAGUCUCAUUUGUUCGAACAUAUGAGAACUCAUACUGGUGAAAAACCCUUUAAGUGUCAUCACUGUGACUAUUCUGCAGCACGAAAGUCCACUUUGGACAAGCAUCUACGACAACACGCCGGGGAGAAACGCUACAUGUGUGGGGAGUGUGGGUACAGAGCAACUCAGAAGUCUCACUUAUCCACCCACAUGAGAACCCAUACAGGUGAAAAACCCUUUAAGUGUCAUCACUGUGACUAUUCUGCAGCACGAAAAUUCAAUUUGGACCAACAUCUAGCCAAACACACUGGCAGCAAUUGCAGACCCUACAUGUGUGGGGAGUGUGGAUACAGGGCAACUCAGAAGUCUCAUUUGUUUGAACAUAUGAGAACUCAUACUGGUGAAAAACCCUACAAGUGUGACCAGUGUGACUAUUCUGCUGCACAGAAAUCCACUUUGGCCAAACAUUGUAAAACCCACCAUUGAAGAACACUACAUGAUUUCAGGAUAUCUAAGAAAAGUCUUUUAGAUAGCGUACUAGUAUCGUAUAUCAUCUUGCUGUAGUAAAAAUCAAAUUAGUAAAUGUACAGACACUUGAAAAAGGACAUACUAGUAGGGAGUUGAGGAAAACAAUACAGUCGACGUCAUAUCACGCCAAGACCCCAAGAAAACUUUACAGAAAAAUUAUACAGUCUCCAGACUACCACCACCUUGUUAUAUACAUGAUAACCUACUGAACGCAACCAUAUUGUGAUAGUACCACUGUGACAACAAACAUUAUGAUGCUUGGACACCACUAAUCUCAUUUGAGAGAAAUGGUAAACUAAAGAUUUUAAUACAAGUAAAGAUUUCAAUAGAGUUUAGAACAACAAGAUGGCCAAUGCAUGCUAACGUUACUUUACUGAUAUCUAAAAUGUGAACUGAAUGUUUAUUGUACUAUGAUAUGUUACUGCAGCUGUGCUAUUUUAUUUUACUAUACUUACUGUACUACCAUAUCUUACUGCACUUAAGUUCAGUUCAGUUCAGUUCAUCCUCGUCAGGUGACACUAUAAAGUUCCUUUAGACGACUCUGUCGUUCAUGACAGACAGGAGGUCUCCAUCUUGGAGGCCAACAUCCUCCUCAAUAACCCUCUCACUUAUAAGAGCGCAAUUCAUACAUCCAAUGUAAUGACCGGAUGGGGAGAUGUUUGAUUUGUCAACGUUGAAUAAACCAUUGAUUGACACAA
Branchiostoma floridae (Florida lancelet) is the source of this 1868-nucleotide messenger RNA. RefSeq names its product gastrula zinc finger protein XlCGF8.2DB-like. Gene Ontology annotation, cellular component: nucleus. The record is from RefSeq and is a predicted model, not a curated record. NCBI's taxonomy places the organism in Eukaryota, Metazoa, Chordata, Leptocardii, Amphioxiformes, Branchiostomatidae. The transcript is spliced from 2 exons. Bases 124 to 1128 code for a protein of 334 amino acids. Gene Ontology annotation, biological process: regulation of transcription by RNA polymerase II. Gene Ontology annotation, molecular function: RNA polymerase II transcription regulatory region sequence-specific DNA binding; DNA-binding transcription factor activity, RNA polymerase II-specific.